UCGUUUCAUCUCAUUUCAUUUCGUUCCAUUUCGUUUCAUUUCAUUUCAAUUAAACAAAUCAUUUCCAACAUAAAGACACUUGAAACCAAUGAAUGAUAUCAAGGGGAAAAAAGUACAGUUCAGCACUCGUAGUAGUGAUAACAAUAACGGCAAUAAGAGCUUAAAACAAACGACUACUCACUUGAAUUCGGACUUGGAUUCAGAUGCAGAUUCAGAUUCAGAUUCCUUGAAUAUUCCGGAAUCUCUGAUUGCUAAAGGAAGUGACAACGACCAAGGCCCAGAAUACUAUGAUCCAAUAUAUUUCGACUCUGACGAAGAUCAUGAAGACGAAAAAGACGGCAAAGAUGAUUAUGAUGAUGAGGAGGAGGAGGAUCAAGGCGAGAAAAACUAUGAUAUUCGGACAAGCAUCCUGAAUUCCAGAGACGCUAGUAGUGACACCAAUGGACGGAAUGCACAUGCCAAAAACAUCAAAGACAUGACCAAAAAGUUUGAAAAAAGCUCCUUGAUGUCAUCCCCAUCAUCCUCGAGGACGAUACCCAGAAACGAGGAUGCGAAAAAAAGUAAGCUCCAGAAGCAUCGUAUCAUCUCGGAUAUCGAUCUCUUGUAUAAUCCAGAUCAGGAUGACAAGGAUCAAAAUUGGUUGUUUAAAAAGAUCGCAGCUAACCGGCUUCCAGGUUGCAACCCAGAAGACAUUUGGACAGAUGCCAUCCUCUCCUGUCCUAUGUGUUUGACUCAAUUAUGUUUCGAUUGUCAACAACAUGCGCUAUAUCCCCAUCAGUUUAGAGCCAUGUUUGUUGAACACUGCCGGGUCAUCGAAAACGAAAUUCUUCGGUUUCCCAAGGAAAUAGCCGCCAAGAAAAAACAACCUUCUAAACCAAAGGCUACAAAGCCAUCCUCCUCGUCUUCAUCAACCUCAACAAAUUCUUUACAAACAAUAGCAUUGUCCAAACCACCAUUGGACGGAGCACCUCACGUUGAUCCAACUAAAGCUUUUAAAACAAGUGCAGAUGAUGAUGAGAAUAUGGCCUAUCAUCCUGUCGCAUGCGAGAUCUGCAAUACUAAAGUUGCACUCAUGGACCAAGAUGAGGUCUAUCAUUUUUUUAACGUAAUUCCCUCAGACAUUUAAAAGACUGAGAUUUGAUAGAGCAUUAGUUUACU
Lobosporangium transversale is the source of this 1158-nucleotide messenger RNA. Its product is annotated as E2F-associated phospho protein-domain-containing protein. NCBI's taxonomy places the organism in Eukaryota, Fungi, Mortierellomycota, Mortierellomycetes, Mortierellales, Mortierellaceae. The record is from RefSeq and is a predicted model, not a curated record. The transcript has 3 exons. Bases 89 to 1126 code for a protein of 345 amino acids. Gene Ontology annotation, biological process: positive regulation of cell population proliferation. Gene Ontology annotation, cellular component: nucleus.